Molecule: messenger RNA, 658 nt
Organism: Microdochium trichocladiopsis
Lineage: Eukaryota; Fungi; Ascomycota; Sordariomycetes; Xylariales; Microdochiaceae
Product: glyoxalase-like domain protein
Exons: 2
Coding region: 151-552 (133 amino acids)
Source: RefSeq, a predicted model, not a curated record
CUUCUCCGUCAUUUGAUUGAUAGCAGCCUCCCUGGAACGGAUAUACUCGACAAGUAGAUUCCACCGCUUUAGUCCUAACACCUGAUUCCGCUGACUUUCGGGAAGGAGCAUCGAGUAAUCCCAGAAUCACCACCGGUUACCCAGUCAAGCAUGCUGGGCCACGUUUCCAUUCGUGCCUCGAACCUUGAAGCGUCGGUCAAAUUCUACCUGGCCGCAUUGGCCCCGCUUUCCUAUCAAGAAAUGCGAUUCCCGACCGUGGUUGGACUCGGCUCGUCAAGCUCUAGAGCUCCCAUCCCGGAUUUUUGGCUUCGACAAUACACUCCAGGCCCGGAGAAUAAUCAUACAGAGAAGCCGACACCAGUGCACAUCUCAUUCUACGUGAAUGAGCAAAGGCUCGUAGACGAGUUUCAUAAAGCCGGGAUUGAAGCUGGAGGGAAGGAUAAUGGAAAGCCGAGAGAACGGCCAUGGAUGAAAGGAUAUUACGCGGCAUAUGUUCUCGAUUUGGAUGGGAACAAUAUUGAAGUUGUGUGUAUCUCGACGGAGGCAGAGUGAUUUAGCCGCGGAGAGUCUGUAAGAUCUUUUGUGCGAAGGAGGCCGUGAUUGUCUCGAUUUGGCUCUCUAGCGGAGUUGCAUCUUUUUCCGGCGGAAUUGCUGCUAC